Molecule: messenger RNA, 927 nt
Organism: Candida tropicalis MYA-3404
Lineage: Eukaryota; Fungi; Ascomycota; Pichiomycetes; Serinales; Debaryomycetaceae
Product: ubiquitin carboxyl-terminal hydrolase
Exons: 1
Coding region: 1-927 (308 amino acids)
Cellular component (GO): nucleus; cytosol
Molecular function (GO): cysteine-type endopeptidase activity; cysteine-type deubiquitinase activity
Source: RefSeq, a predicted model, not a curated record
AUGAAUUCUGCUAUUCAAGCAAUGAUCCAUAUUCCAGCGGUGCAACAUUACCUCAAUGAUGUCAAUAAUAAUAAAAUCAAAGAUUUGAAGCCAAGAUCAGUUACUCAUGUUUUAGCUGAAUUGAGUAAGAGAAUGUGGAUGGGGGAUAAAAAAUAUAUCAACCCAAAGAAAAUCAUACAAAGAUUGGAUGAAAUUAAUUGUAUGAUGAGUGAAUGGCAACAAGAAGAUUCCCAUGAAUAUUACAUGUCAUUGAUGUCAAGAUUACAAGAAGAUUCAACCCCAAAGGGUAAGAAAUUGAAUGAAUCGAUAAUUUAUGAUAUAUUUGGGGGAUUAUUAAAACAAAGAAUCACAUGUCAUAAAUGUCAUAAUGUAUCAGCUACUAAUCAAGAGUUUUAUGAUUUAUCUUUAGGAUUAAAUCGUAAAAAAUUCAAGAAUAGUAAUAAAUUUUCAAUUGAAAAAUCAAUUAAUGAAUUUUUCAGUAAUGAAUUAAUUAAAAAAACUGAAGAGAAUAAAUCUGGAUAUUAUUGUGAAAAUUGUAAAAUGUUUACACAUGCCAAUAAAAUAUCCACCAUUAAAAUUGCCCCAGAAACAUUAACUAUUCAUUUUAAACGAUUCAAAUUCAACAAUAACUCAAGUUCCAAAGUCAAACAACUGAUUAAUUAUUCUAAAUUUUUAAAUUUGAGUAAAUAUAUGGAAGACAAGGAAGAAAAAGCUGUAUAUAAAUUAAUUUCAGUUAUUGUUCAUGAAGGUAGAUCGAUAUCUAGUGGUCAUUAUGUUUCUCAUUGUUUACAACCGGAUGGAUAUACUUGGUGUACAUAUGAUGAUGAAUACAUCAAUAAGAUUGAAGAAAGAGUAGCAUUGAAUGAUCCAUCUGCAUAUGUUUUGGUUUAUACAAAAUUAACCCCAAAAGAAAUGGCAUCAGAAUAG